AUGAAAAAACUUUUCAAUUUUAUUAAGAAUAGAAAAGAUGAUAGUUAGUUCGAUGAAGAGCAGAAGCACGGGGAGGAGGAUAAGUAAUAUGAUGAAGAUUCAACAAAGGACAAGGAUUCCCAUUCAGAUGAGAACAGCCGUGAAGCAAAGCUUGAAGAGAUAAAGAGAAGUUAAUUAGAUAAGAAAAUUAAAAAGUUUUAAAAUGUGCUCUCUCAGAAAAUCAUAGACCUAGAUUAGUUAAAGACGCUUUCUUGGAAUGGGAUCCCCUCUACAAAUGCUAGUUUCCGAUGCGACACUUGGAGACUAUUGCUUGAUUAUUAACCGAACGAUCAAGAAAUCGUUAGUGAGACUAUAAAACGAAAAAGAGAGGAAUACACAGACAUGAUUGAGCACUAUUUUGGGCUAAUAGGUUUUGAUUCGGUGCAAGAAUUACUCUCUAAGAAGGAGAUGUCACAAUAUGAGCAAAAAGCUAUGAAGCAAAUUAAGAUCGAUGUAUAUCGCACAUAACCCGAAUAUAAGAUCUUCGCUACUUCUUAAGUGCAAGUUAUGCUAAUUAGAAUUCUAUUUUCUUGGACCAUGAGGCAUCCAGCCAGUGGAUAUGUAUAGGGUAUAAAUGACUUGGCUGCUCCCUUAAUUCUAGUAUUCUUAACAGAGCAUAUUAAUCAUCCAAAUCAGGAUAACAUUUAUGAAAUAAAUGAAAAAGAAAUUGAAGAAAUUGAUCCAGAGCUACUUAUUUAAGUCGAGGCUGACACAUUCUGGUGCUUAAGUAAACUUGUGGAUGAUAUUUAGGAUAACUACACGGAACUACAGCCUGGUGUUCAUAAGAUCUUAAAUAAAAUGAAGAAACUUAUUGAAUAAAAGGAUGCAGAAGCCUUAGAACAUUUGAACCAGCUAGAUAUAAACUUCAUGGAUUUUGCUUAUAGAUGGGUUAGUUGCUACCUGACUCGUGAAUUUAAUACAAUACAGACCAUUAGAUUAUGGGACACUUAUUUUGCAGAGGAUGAAGGCUUCUCCUAAUUCCAUUGCUACGUUUGCGCAGCAUUGUUCCUUCAAUUUUCGAAAGACCUCAAGAAUUUAGCAUUCUAGGAGGCUAUGCUAUUUUUACAAAAUUUACCAACAUCCAAAUGGAACGAUGAUGAUCUUAAUAUAUUAAUUGCCAAGAGCUAUGAAAUGAAACAACUCUAUCACUAUAACACUCAUUUGUACCAGAACUGA
Molecule: messenger RNA, 1215 nt
Organism: Stylonychia lemnae
Lineage: Eukaryota; Ciliophora; Spirotrichea; Sporadotrichida; Oxytrichidae
Source: the annotation of a GenBank genome assembly